This is a messenger RNA of Triplophysa rosa, 3863 nucleotides long. It is a transcript of the gene nr1d4a, whose product is annotated as nuclear receptor subfamily 1, group D, member 4a. Gene Ontology annotation, molecular function: zinc ion binding; RNA polymerase II cis-regulatory region sequence-specific DNA binding; nuclear receptor activity. NCBI's taxonomy places the organism in Eukaryota, Metazoa, Chordata, Actinopteri, Cypriniformes, Nemacheilidae. The record is from RefSeq and is a predicted model, not a curated record. The transcript has 7 exons. Gene Ontology annotation, biological process: negative regulation of transcription by RNA polymerase II; hormone-mediated signaling pathway; cell differentiation. The coding region runs from base 1804 to 3522 and encodes 572 amino acids.
CUUUAUUAGUUUUAGACCCUGAAACCCGAACCCACAACCUGUGCAUUGCUAGCACAAGGAAAAAUUCAUAGCCUACAUAUGGCUUGGUUUAAAGUGGCCUGUUGGUGUGUGUGUGCGACUUAACCGCACGUCCCUGGCCCAGUCCUCAGGUUGUUUAAAAAGUCAAACCAAAGCCACCGUGCACAUUCUACCGAAACGUGACUCUGAGUUGCCCCUCUCUCACAGGAAACGCGCGCGUGUGCGCUGGAACCGUAACAUCAUCUCAAAGGCGACACACGGCAUCCUGCGGUGCGCGCGCUCCCCGUGAUCGAUUGUUGUCGAUGUUUACACGGGACUGCGGAUUUGGUUUUGGGAAGGAACGGUGUCAGGAAUCCAUGUGAGGUGGCGGUCAGGUGUUGUGCAGUUGGCUGGGGCACUAUGCCAGCGGAGCCAUGCAGAGCUAGCUAUUAUUGGAGUGGAGAGGCGGGAGAGCGCGCGAACACGUGAGACCGUGCCUCAACUCAUCCUGAGCGCAUGACCGGAGAGGAUGCGAUAGGAUGGUGAAACCCAGAGGGAGAGAAAAAGAAACCAGCGGGGGGGGAUGAACAUCAAACACGCACAUAGUGUAGGGAUGCUUAGAGAAACCAUAGGCUACAACACAUCUAGGGCUAUUUCUACGGUUGUUUCAAAUGGGGGAAAUGGGAUCAUGUCAUUCUAUAUGUGAAUGUACAUAUCACAUCAUCGAUACAUUGCAUUACCCCUUGCACAGAUAUACACAGAUUUUUUUAAAUUGUAUAUCCAUAGAAUACAUUUGUACAAUUUACAUUUUUAAUUUUGUUUUAAUUUUAAUACAUUUAUUACGUAAGCAUUAUGUUUUUUUUUUGUCAUUUUCUGUUAGUAUGUGUGUUCCCUGGAAAUCAAACCCACAAACGUUUGAGCAAUUGAGCUACAUGAAAUUUGUAUUUUUCAACAUGUUUUGUUUCCGUCUAAAAAAAGUUGUGUCUAUUGCAUUUAGAGCAACGAGGCAACUCCCCUGAAAGAGCAGAGCUCACUUACAUCAUUACAUCACCUUCAACUUGACCAGUCUUGCAACAUCAAGCUCAAUCAAAUCUGUAUGAUCAGUUAUAAGUACAUUUCGACUUCUAUAUCUCUAAAAACAAUCCUUCACUCAUUCGGUCAUUGACUUGGGGAAUUACCUUGUAAAAAGUUACCAGCUUCCAAAAAUUCAUCAUAAUUAUAAACUUGAUUUAAUUAUAAAUGUAAUUCAGUGUUGCAUAACACGGUUUUGUAAAUGAACAAACAAACUGUGAUUAUGUAACAUAAUUACGUUUAUACUCAUUAAAUUAUUCUUUCAGACUGGCAGAUAAUGAUAGGAAUGAAUCAUUGCUAUAACAUUUUUGUGCGUUAAUGAUCCAGUGUAUGAAAUUUAGCGGCUCACUCCACCGCUUCCUUUUCGAAGAACCACGGUGGCCGACACAGAACUAAGAUCACAAAAUGUAGUCACAUUUUCACUUGUUUACCGAAGGAGAUAACGUAUUUAUGAAACUCUCUCUAGAGCAGUUUGUCCGUUUAGGGCUACUGUAGAAACAACAUGGCGAAUUCCAUGUAAGUGGACCCGUGCUGUAUGUAGAUAGAAAUAGCUCAUUCUAAGGUCAUAAAAACAUAACGCUACAUUAUGUAAGGUCUUUAUGUACCUCUGAAGACAUAGUUGUGAAUAUUAUAUUGCAUUUUUGUCAAUAGAUCCUCCAAAAAAUUACACAUUGGACCUUUUACAGAUUUAACUAAUUAUUGUAACCUUUAAUAUUUAAAUGUCAUUUUGAAAAAAUGAUCAUUCAUUUAAGUGUUUGGUUCUGCCUCAAGUGUCUUUACACGCCUUCUAUUUCUGUUUCUACAGGGAGUGUGAUACUGUAUGCUGGUUCCAAUGGUAGUCCCAGCCCAAGCCCGGGAAGCCCUUCUAGUGGUUAUCAAACCCAAUCUCCCUCCUCUCACUCCCAGCCCUCCUCCCCAGAAGAGGUCACCUUCACUGAGAUCGGGGCCCUCAAGCGGCAGAGAGGUACUCCAUCUUCUCCAAAACUGGUCUUUCAGUUUCCUGAUGUCUACAACAACUCCUCAGCAAACUCAAACCAGCACAACUACUCCCAUCCCAUCGCUGGCAAAAGGCCUUGUGGGUUCACCGGGACGUUCACCAAGACGGGAGGCAUGGUGCUCUUAUGUAAAGUGUGUGGAGAUAUUGCCUCAGGAUUUCACUAUGGUGUGCAUGCAUGCGAAGGAUGCAAGGGGUUUUUCCGGCGAAGCAUUCAGCAGAACAUAAACUACAAGAUGUGCGUGAAGAACGAAAACUGCAUGAUCAUGCGCAUGAACCGAAACCGUUGCCAACACUGCCGCUUCAAGAAAUGCCUGUCUGUCGGCAUGUCCCGUGAUGCUGUCCGUUUCGGCCGCAUCCCUAAGCGAGAAAAGCAACGUCUGUUGGAUGAGAUGCAGAGCUACAUGAACAGCCUCAACGAAUCAUCCACCAUGAACAUGGAAACCUCUCCACCACAGGAGCCGCCCACCAGCCCUAAUGAGAGCCAAUCCAAAGAGGCCAUUGGUGCCUUAUCCCGAGCCUACCAGGACAUCUUCACAACCACACAGGACCGCAUGAACAAAAGAGCUGGCAACAUCAACACUAGCAGCAGAUCAAGCACCUUUCAGAACAAUCCUUCUCAGGACGUCAACUACCCUCACGCUGACCCUCUUCUGGGGUACCACUUGGCCCCUCCCACCGAGAGCAAGUGUCCAGUACUAAUGGACAACAAUCGGUAUAGCUACGCUUCUUCGUUCAAUCAAAAUCACCAAUCUAGCUCGCCCCCGGCCCCGCAACCCACUCAGGCUAACUACAACAGCUACCCGGUUGGCGAGACCAAAAGCCAGACUUGCCCGUUCAAGCUACCUGCCGGCUCCAAAGUGCUGGCCUGUCCGUUGAACGCGUGCCCUGUGUCAGCACCUGGCAUCUCCAGUCAGCAGGUGUGGGAAUCUUUCUCACAGUGCUUCACCCCAGCUGUGCGUGAAGUGGUGGAGUUUGCAAAGGGCAUACCAGGGUUCCAAGAGCUUUGCCAGCAUGACCAAGUCAUGCUGCUGAAGGCGGGAACUUUCCAGGUGCUUAUGGUGAGAUUUUGCUCACUUUUCAACUACAAGGAAAGAACAGUCACUUUUCUAAAUGGGCAGACAUACCCACUGGCGACUCUCAGGGGACUGGGCAUGGGCUCCUUGCUAGAUGCCAUGUUUGAGUUCAGUUCGAAGCUGUGCUCUCUUGGUCUGGAGUCGGAUGAGAUGGCACUUUUUAUGGCUGUGGUGCUGGUUUCUGCAGAUUGCCCUGGCAUUUCGGACACAGUGGCUGUCGAACAGUUACAGGAGAGCCUCAUCCGGGCGCUGCGCACCUUAGUGACCCGUCGUCGUCCUGACGACAGCUCCCUCUUUCCUAAGCUGCUCCUGCGCCUGCCAGAUCUGCGCACCCUCAACAGCCUUCACUCUGACAAGCUGCUGGCCUUCCGCAUCGACCCCUGAGCUAUUGAUAUUGGUCGAUGCAACCGCCGCUCAACCAAAAGCUGCAACCGGCCAAUAACAGCUUACCUACUUUUAUGAAGAGGAAGAAUGAGCAUUUAGAUGAAAAGCAAGUUUCCAUAGGAACCAUUCGUUACGAAUUUUGUUAAUAAGGAACACGAUGAACAGACGCUCUCAGCGAGAUCUAAAGAAGACUGUAUCUCCAUUUAAGCUUUUACUGAUCGUUUGCAUUGGACAUGAAUCCUCUGGCCUUCUGUUCGGCUAGCCUCAAAAACAUUGUUGUUUAUAUUUUUCCCAGGGGAAGGGUUGCCAGUCAUAUCAUCAUGAAUAAACUUACCACUGAA